CCUCUCGCACCCCCGCCCUCUCCGCCCCGCCUCCCCCCCUUCUUCCCUAGACCUCCUUCCCCCCUCGCCUAGGAGAGAGAGAGAGACACCCCCGCCGUCUCCCGCGCCGGUCGCCCCUACCCCGCCUUCUUUUUUUUUUUUCUCGUCCCGCGUCCCCUCCCUCGAGAGCGCUCGCCAGCCACCCGAUCCAAGAUGGGCCUUCGCAUUCGCCUCAUCCGCCGCGGCGUCAUCCACCGGCCGACCUAUCGCAUUGUCUGCGCCAACCGCCACUCGCGCCUGAGCAGCAAGUACCUUGAAGUGAUUGGUCACUAUUCGCCCGUCCCCAACAAGGAGGGUGUCAAGCGUGUCAUGCUCAAGGAGGAGCGCAUCCGCUACUGGCUUGCUGUCGGUGCCCAGCCCUCCGAUCGUGCUGCCUGGCUCCUCGGCAAGGCGGGUAUCCUGCCGCCCUGGCGCCCGCGCAUGCCCGCCCCGGUCAAGUCCCCCCUGAUGCAGGGCCGCGAGCAGGCCCAGGCCCGCCAGUGUCUCGCCACCCUCGGCAUGCCUGUGACCACGGACUCGGUGGCACGGUUCCGCGCGCGCCCUGGCGCUGCGGCCGCCAUGCUCGCGGCUGCCGACCAGCGCAACGCCGGCCAGGAGGUCGACGUCAACCCGCUGGCCGUCCUGCUGGGCUACCAGUCGGUGCAGCAUGCGCACGACGCCUACCGGGGCAACCCCUCCUUCGUUUCCCUGGAGUCCCUGCUGCUGGCCAAGGAGCAGCUCGAGGCCGCCGAGGCCGCCAUGAACGCCGAUGCCGCCGACGAUGCCGCUGACAUUGAGCUCGAGAAUGAUGACUCGGCCCUGGCCGUGGAGAUUGACGGUGCCGAGGAGGCCGCCUUCCUCGAGGAGGUUGGUGUCGACGCGGAGACCGCCGCCAAGGGCGAUGACUCCGAGGACAGCGAUGCCUCUUUCAGCGACUUCUGAGAGAGAGAGAGAGAGAACCCGAGGGCCGCGUGCCUCCACCGACCCGGCGCACCUCCCUCUUAGACCCCAAGGUGCCGGUGUCUCUUGGCAGAAUCCAUCCCUCCUCCUUGAUGACUCAAUGGUGCGCGCAUGCACAUGUGGCCUGCCUCUGUCCGGGGGUGGCUCCAACGAAUGCCGCCCAUGUGACACUCCCCCUUGUUGUCCCCCUGUGCGCGGCCUUCGACUGACCGCCGUGCUCCCACCUGGUCUCCCCUCGCUUGCUGACCCUGGAUCAUGCGGGGCCUCGCUUUCCCCAGGUAGACGCCCUUUCCUUCCCCCCUGUACUUGUUGACUUGCCCCGCUGGGGGCGGCACCUCCGCCGCCCCCUCCCCUCCGCUCCGCUCCCCUGUCUAUCUCUCCAUAUCUACCUCUCCCCUGUGCGGUGGAACAAAAGACACGCACAUUCACAUGCACCUCCCUUUUCCUCCUCCAAGAAAUAAAAUAUCGUCAUUUUACCA
Fonticula alba is the source of this 1457-nucleotide messenger RNA. RefSeq names its product 30S ribosomal protein S16. Gene Ontology annotation, molecular function: structural constituent of ribosome. Bases 193 to 960 code for a protein of 255 amino acids. The record is from RefSeq and is a predicted model, not a curated record. Gene Ontology annotation, biological process: mitochondrial translation. NCBI's taxonomy places the organism in Eukaryota, Rotosphaerida, Fonticulaceae. Gene Ontology annotation, cellular component: ribosome; small ribosomal subunit. The transcript has 3 exons.